Dermacentor silvarum is the source of this 6043-nucleotide messenger RNA. It is a transcript of the gene Ae2, whose product is annotated as band 3 anion transport protein. NCBI's taxonomy places the organism in Eukaryota, Metazoa, Arthropoda, Arachnida, Ixodida, Ixodidae. Gene Ontology annotation, biological process: bicarbonate transport; monoatomic anion transport; regulation of intracellular pH. Bases 315 to 4334 code for a protein of 1339 amino acids. The record is from RefSeq and is a predicted model, not a curated record. The transcript has 24 exons. Gene Ontology annotation, cellular component: plasma membrane. Gene Ontology annotation, molecular function: monoatomic anion transmembrane transporter activity; solute:inorganic anion antiporter activity.
GAUUCUGCAGUCGGGAGUUUUUCAUUUCUCCCGGUGAAUGCAACGCGCGCCGUCGCGCGUUGAAUGUGUGACGCAACAAAGCUGCAAGCAGGCUGCGACAGGUCGAUCCUCUCCCGCGACGUUGUGGUUUGAAAGGAAUAUACUGUUCGCGCCCGUCUGCGUGCGUGAUACGCUGCCCGUGCGUGCUGUGCAAAGAAGCUGAAUUGACGGUUUCGACCUCUUCUCCCGUAGCCGCCGACUCGCCGCGUGAACCUGGAACGCCGGAGUGACGGACGAGCGUCGGAGCAGCUGGGCCCAUCUCGCAACAGGUGAACAUGGAAGGCCGUCGGAGCUCGCAGCUCUGGAAGGACGAGGGCAGUGUCCUGGAGGCCAUUGACGAAUUGAUGGCACCCAGCUCUGACUUCAGCCUUUCCGACAUUCAAGACAAGCAGGAAGCAAAAUCAACCAAGGAACACCAGUACGAUGAAGAAGACUACAAAAUGCAUAGGGGUGCCGGCUUUCCUCAUCACCAUCAACCUUUAAAGAAGCACCACUACCAUCGCCGGAGAAGCUCCGCGCCCAGCACCUCCGGUAACCAAGAUCCUGCGGAUCUUCCCGCUCUGGCCGAAGCGAAAGAGCCUAGCCAAAGCAGCAAGCAGGACUCUGAAGAGGACGCUGACGAGACCAUUGAUGUGGAGCUGGAUGAUGACCAUGAAGAUAGCAAAGUGGCAAAGCAGCCCAAGGAUGCUGCAGAAGAUGCACCAGGACCAAGUGGCCUUAAACAUGGCAUGUCUGCAAAAUAUACAAAGACCGUUGGUGGCCGUGAGCCACCUCGCAUUUUUGUCACAAGUGAUAUAGAGCCAGAGGUUGAAUUCCUGCCAAGUCCAGUAAAGCCACGGCCUUCAGAGGUGUCUUUGACUGAGAAGCCCUUGAAGUCAUCCUUAAAGAAGUCGUCCAUUUCACCUGAUGACCAACCAUUAGGAAGUUAUGGCUUCUUUCCAAAUCUGGACACACGAACUGCAGAUUAUGGAAAGCAGUAUGCUGACGUCCCCUUAUCAUCAACUGUACGAGAUUCUUCCCAAGAGCAAAGCGAAUCUGAUGGGGGACAGCACAAAGUUGCUUUUAUUUUGGGGUCAGACUCCAUGGAAGAAGCGUCUCCACCACAGCUAUUAGUGAGUGACUUGCAGCCUCCAUCAACAUCUAAAGGACUGGAACCAUAUCGAACAAAAGAUAGGCAUCACCACCAUCAUCAUAGGCACAAGCGACGUCGGUACAUUUAUGACCCGAGCCUAAUGGUUCUGCAUGAUGCUGAAGAUAAAUACAGGGUCAUCACAGAGCCUGAAGAAGCCAUGACUCUGCAAUCAGCUGAUCUCGAAGAGAUGGCAAGCCAUAGAUUUGAAGACCAGAAAGGCAUGCGUCGGCACAAAAUUCUCGCGAAAAACACUGUGCUUUCAUUCAUGCAGCCUGCAUCUGAAGAUUCUUCUGAGAAACCACCUCCUUCAGGUUCUGGAAAAAGAUACUCUGUUCCAUUCAUGAAAAAGCUUUAUGAUCGAAAGCCACAUGAGGUCUUUGUGGAGCUGGACGAACUGGUACCAGAAACAUAUGAGUGGAAAGAGACGGCACGUUGGAUAAAGUAUGAGGAAAACCUGAAAGAGGACGUGGAUCGUUGGGGCAAGCCACAUUUAGCCUCAUUAUCUUUCCACUCACUACUUUGCCUGCGCAAGUGCAUUGAACAAGGCACCGUGCUUCUUGACCUUGAAGAGAAAGAUCUCACAGGCAUUGCCAACAAGGUGGUUGACAACAUGGUGCUGACAGAGCAGAUAUCACCAGAGAGCCAUGGUGCUGUUUUGCGUGUGCUUCUGUUGCGUCACCGGCAUGCUGCUGAGAAAGGCCUGAACACUUUUCUGCGUCGCAACUCAUCUGGUACAUUCACAGCACUCAAGUCACUGCGGUCAGCGUCACUUGUUAGCAACUUCACAUCUUCGUCACAGGACCAUGUAAAUGGAAAUGCCGGGAACCGCAGCAUGCCUUUGCUUACUGCAGAUACACGGAUCUCUAUUGACAAAGGCACACGUGACGAGACUGAGCCGUUUCUUCCUGGAUGUUCCACGGAUGAUUUGCGCAAGCCUGAUGCCAAUAUCCUCCGAAGAAUACCCGAAGAUGCGGAAGCGAUCGCCGUGUUAGUGGGAGGCUUGGAUUUCUUGGAGCAGCCCACCAUUGCCUUUGUCAGAUUGGCACAAGGGCAAGUGAUGCCUAAUUUGAUGGAGGUUCCUAUCCCUGUGAGAUUCUUCUUCAUUUUGCUGGGUCCAUCAAAUACUGAUGACCUGGACUACCAUGAGGUUGGUCGUUCCAUCUCCACACUGAUGUCAAACAGAGCUUUUCACACUGCAGCAUACAAAGCAGAAGAUCGACGUGACCUGCUGAGAGCUAUGAACGAGUUCUUGGACGACAGUGUCGUUCUGCCACCCGGUGACUGGGACAGGAAGUCUUUGCUGCCUGUUGAUGACCUCAAGAAGAAGUACGAGGAUAUUCGCAAGCGCAAGAUGCAGACAAAGAAGCCGGCUCCCCCUGUGGAAGACAAACCUCCACAGUAUGAACCACUGCAGCGCAGUGGCAGAUUGUUUGGAGGCCUGUGCAGUGAUAUCAAGAAUCGCUACCCUUGGUACCUCAGCGACUUCAAGGAUGCCCUUGAUGGCCAGUGCUUAGCUACAGCCAUCUUCAUUUACUUUGCUGCUCUGUCGGGAGCUGUUACUUUUGGCGGAUUGCUAGGGGACAAAACCAACAACCUCAUUGGAGUGUCUGAGACACUUGUCGCCACCUGUGCUACAGGCAUCAUAUUUGCAUUGUUUUCUGGGCAACCUCUGGUUAUAAUUGGUGUUACAGGACCGGUGCUACUAUUUGAUGAGUUGUUGUAUUCGUUUUGUCAAGAGAAUGAUGUGGAGUUCCUUGCCAUUCGGGUUUGGAUAGGAAUGUGGAUAGCUAUACUGGCAACCUUGGUAGUUGCCUUUGAAGGAAGUGCACUCGUUCGGUUCUUCACAAGGUUCACGCAAGAGAUAUUUGCGUCACUCAUCUCACUUUUGUAUAUAUAUGAGUCGUUUUAUAAGUUAUACUUGAUUUUUGUUACUCAUCCUUUGCUUAAAGCAAGCGACUACUGUGAUAGCUCCCCUGAGGCCUACCUUCCAAACAACAUUUCUGCUGCAAACUGGACUAACAUGUCUGCUGCAAACUGGAAUGAUGUGUCUGCUACAAACUGGACUGAUGUGUUUGCCGCUAACUGGAGUGGAGAGCUCUAUCCAGAAUUUGAAAUCGUAGAACGAACACGUCAACCGAACACUGCGUUGCUGUCAAUGAUAUUGAUGUUCUCUACAUUCUUCUUAGCAGAUUUUCUGAGGAAGUUUCGUAACAGCAGUUUCCUUGGGAGAAAUGCAAGAAGAGCUCUUGGAGACUUUGGUAUUCCUAUUGCGAUUAUUGCAAUUGUUACCUUGGACUUUUUUGUUCCAAACACGUAUUCUCAAAAGCUGAAGGUUCCCAAUGGACUCAGCACCAGCAUUGAAGGACGUGGUUGGUUUGUUUCUCCAAUCAGCUCAACACGACCAUUCAUUUGGUGGCACAUUUUCGUGGCUGCACUUGGUGCUGUGCUGGUCUUCAUACUCAUGUUCCUCGAGAUUGAAAUCUGCGAGCUGAUCCUGAGCAAGAAGGAGCGCAAGCUGCAAAAGGGCUCUGGCUUCCACCUGGACCUCCUGCUCAUCUGCUACAUGGAGCUGGGUUGUGCCAUCAUCGGUGCUCCCUGGAUGUGUGCAGCCACAGUGCGCUCCGUGUCACACCUUGCCUCACUCACAGUCAUGAGCCGCACCCACGCACCUGGCGAGUCGCCACACAUUAUUGGUGUCAAAGAGCAGCGUGUUACCAACCUUCUUGUGGCACUCCUUGUUGGGUUGUCAGUCUUCAUGAGCCCUUUGCUGCGAGAAGUUCCUGUUGCUGUGCUGUUCGGAGUUUUUCUCUACAUGGGGAUCACUUCUAUGAUUGGAAUACAACUAUUUGAGCGGAUUAUUCUUUUCUUCAAGCCAACGAAGCAUUUCCCAGGUGUGCCUUAUGCACAAAAGGUGAAAGCUACGAAGAUGCACCUUUACACUAUUCUGCAAGUGGUCUGCCUUAUUGUACUUUGGGCAGUCAAGUCAUCUUCACUGGCCUUGGCUUUCCCUUUUGUGCUGCUGCUUAUGAUUCCAUUGCGGCUUCAGCUCAAGUACAUUUUCACAGAAAAGGAACUGCAAUGUCUGGAUGGUGAAGAUGUGAACCUCCAGUCCGACGAGGAAGACGAUCCAGACUUUUAUCAGCAGACAUUGCUGCCUAGUUAAUACUUUUUUUUUUCACUGAAUCUUUUUACCGUUUUAGUUAUUUGCAUGACAUGCGCCAUCUCUUCAUAGCCUUGUACAUAAACACAUGGAGUAGCUGCCAAUUAACCCAUGUACCAUAGCUCAAAGAGCCUACGAUCUGAUCAGUGUUCUAAGAACUCUCCAAUGAUAUCUUCUGUUGUCACUUGUUGAGUGUUAAUAUGCCAUACUUAUGCAGAGGCCCCUUACUUUGUUUUCUGUUUAUACAUUCUGUGUAGUGUCUCAGUUUUGUUUAAUGCCAGUAUAGUGCUGUGGAAUCUAAUCAAAGUGCCAUGGUGUCUAUAGUUUAGUCCAUUUGCCUGGUAGGAAGCAACUGCCUCCUGCGCUUUGAUAUAUAUAUACAUCUACAGAUACGCACCACACGUCAUAUAUACUGUCAUGUGGAAAAAAUCCUGGUGGUGAUAAUUGUCAUAGUACUUGACGAAAUAUAUAUAUUAUAUACAUAUAUAUAUAUAUACAUAUAUACAUAGUGUAUUGUUGCCCUGUAUUGGAAGUUAUUUUAGUAUAUACAAUGGUAAUGUUUAACCAGCGCCUGAACAUGUUGUAUUAGCUCUCUUGCUUGUUCAUGAUGCAGAGGCCUUGUUAUCAGUUUUUCUCAUAUCACUAUUACCUGUGAAACAUGUUGCAGUGAACUUGUGCUGCCUUUUUGUGAUCAUGCAUGGGAAAAAGAAAAGCACUGAGCAAGCUUUGUUCAGCACAUUGUCCCCCGAUUUGAUGUACGUACACGAGAACCUAAUAUAUACACUUACACUAACUUUGUAACAAUGUGAAAUUCUUUCAAAAUAUAGUUUCAGUGGUCCAACUUGUGUGGACGACAAUUUUUAUGUCCCAAGCUCCAGAAGCGAUCAUGAAUUCUUCGUGGUGGAGACUUAACAGAAUCCAACGGUGCAAGCAGCAUUUUGCAGGGUCCCAACAGCAUGAAGCAGUACCGUCAAAUAACAGUGGUGCUUAUGUUUGUUAGGGCAUUUACAAGCUGUUGCAACUGGUGCUGAAGUAGGCUAGAAAAACUGCUCACAAACACAUUUUGUAGUUGCCGCUUUAGGAUGCUGCUUUCAUCUCUUGACAGUGGGCAGGCCAGGCUAGGUUCUUAUAUCACUCAAAUACACACAACUGUAGGCAACCUCGGUUUGAAGCUGUCACCGCCUUUGCAGACUGGAAUGCUCUUGCUACAACGUGGUUAGACGUGUUUGUUACAAGGACUCAUUACCCUUUAACUUGCACAAGGACAAGCUAUGGUAUGUAAGCAUAUAUGGCACAGUUCAUGUUUGAAAGCAUUUAUUUCCAGUCGCACAUCAAUCACAUUACUACUAAGAAAGUAGAAACGGCACGCAACAAUUUUUUUUUUUUUUUGAAUGGUGACAAUGUACAUUGCCUUCACCACUUAUAAUUUAAACCAUUUGAUGUACCAUGGUAAAAAAAUUGUUUUUGCUUUUGUGGAGAACUAUCACUAGUUGGAAGAUUCAUUAACUGCCAUUGCUGUUUUGCAAUGCACCUGUAAAGCUCUCCUGCUUCAGACUUACGCCAAUCUGUUUUCCUAUUACAUUAUGCUUGGUGGAUGUUCAUGAAAGCUGGCACUGCUAUAUUUAUGCAGUGCAACACUUUGCUACAUCAUGAAUGCAAUGUUGAUAUUUAACUAUUUUUGCAUUGUUUUAAUAAAUAUAUUACAUUACAAA